AUAGCUGACUCCAGGUCGGGACUCCAACCAUGGACACAGUGCCCAUAUGGCUUCUGGGAGUUUGUUCUCUACUGGCCGUUUUCUGUCCCAUCGUAACUAGUGAUUCCUGGAUCCCGUCCUCCAGUUCGUGGGUCGUGGAAUCGGCAGGGACUCCCUCAGGAGUUGUUUCCGACGCCGGGAAGGCCCUGGACGGAAACUCCGGUACCUACUGGAACCCAGAAGAACUGCCACAGAACUACAACAACUGGUACAUCACCUUAGACCUCGGAGCUUCCUACAGUCUCUCCAAGAUCAAGUUUCAAAACUACGGAGACACGACACACGACGUUUCCGCUUUCGCGCUUCAGAAGUCGUCGAGUUCGACCCCGUACGUCUGGGCAAACGUAGUCUCCAACUCAGGCGUUGCCACAGGCCAUACUUCAUUUCAAGAAUACGCCUUUACAGCGACGUCUGCCCGCUACUGGAAGUUCAUUGUGACACGAACACCAAAUGGCUACCAGCCGUAUUUGAAGGAGCUGCAAUUCUAUGGAUCAGGAGUUGCCGUUGCCGGAGGCUGGUCGGCGUGGGACGCGUGGACGGAGUGCAGCGUGACUUGCGGUAACGUCACCGGCAGCCGGACCCGCACACGCCGCUGUGACAACCCCGAGCCGCUGUUCGGCGGGAGGAGCUGUGCCGGGGACACACAGGAGACGAGCGCCUGCAGCUCUGAUGUGCCAUGUCCAGUUAUCGAAACAGGUGGAAGCGUCGGUGCAGAUCAUCUACUGUAUCCAACACUCUGUAUGUACGGGGACGGUUCUACCUACCGUGGAUCAGUAAAUACCACACAGUCUGGCCUGACAUGCCAACACUGGGACAGCCAAUCACCGCACGAGCACAACUCCACCGUCACGUAUCCUCUCGCGGGACUGCACGAGAACUACUGCAGGAACCCGGAUGGAGCAGCGCGACCUUGGUGCUACACCACGGACCCGGAUGUAACUCGGGAAUACUGCGAUAUUUCAAAUUGCUUCAUAGAUGAAUGCUACGAAGGUGAUGGGGCGAGCUACCGGGGAACUGUAAACGUCACCAAAUCGGGACGGGCAUGCCAGUACUGGGCCAACCAGACUAUUCACACGCACGAUAAUACUCCCGAGAACCACCCCAGCAGCGGCCUGGAGGAAAACUACUGCAGAAACCCCAACGGUACAGGUUACGUCUGGUGUUAUACUGCGGACCCUGAUGUGAGAGAUGAAGAAUGCGUCAUUCCUAGAUGUGAUAACAAAUGGACGCGUUACGGCACCAACUACUUCCGAGCUUACGGUGAGGAGCGCAAGACUUACGCCGACGCCAAAGCCGAUUGCGCCGAGGAAAACGCCCUCCUUCCGAUCGUGAAAGACUCCGGAACGUGGGACUUCCUCGUCAACCUAAGGGACUCGUCUGGAAUCACCUCUAAUGUCUGGAUAGGUGUGACUGAUCUAGAAGAGGAGGGGACGUUCGUUUGGGACGAUGGAAGUCCGCCAGGAUGGGAACCCGAUCCAAGCAGCCACAAGAGUCAUUGGGACUGCGCCAAAAUGACGAGAAGUGAAGACGAUCCUCCCAAUCAGCUGUUGUCUGCUAACUGCACCAAUACAAAGUAUUACAUCUGCGAAAGAAUAACGAGACCGUGUUCUCCGAACCCGUGUAUCAAUAACGGCACGUGUGUGGAGACUGUACCGUCAGGCUUCCUCUGCAGAUGUGGACAGAACUACACCGGGACAUACUGCGGCGGAGAGUUAGAACACGCGAUCUACUCUCCGAAGCAUAAGAGUCGCAGGAGCAUUUCCGGAGCAGAACCGUGUGGUCUACCGACGUUCCACCACGUCCCCCAAAGCGAUUGUUCAGGGUCAGACAUAGCCAGGCAUCCCGGUGUUUCACUCCAGUUCUGCGCAGACGCUUGCUGUGCCGUGUUGACAUGUCUGUCGUUUCAGUACAACGUCUAUUCAGAGUGUUUUUUGAAAAACAAACUUUGCCUGGAUGUGGAGAAAGGGUAUGCGGCAGCCGGGAACAUGUAUGACCGCCCUGCCGUAUCAGCAACAACAACGACGCCAUCAACAACAGCGGCGACGACUGUACCUGGCACAGAGUGUCCCGCAGGCUGGUCACUGUUCAGUGGAAAAUGUUACAAAGUUUUCACCGACACGGUGACAUACAGCCAAGCCAGACAAGUCUGCAUAGACAACAGUGGAAGCCUGGCAAUGGUCAAGGACUCUGAGAUUAGCAGCUUCGUGAAAACUCUGUCAUCGGACCACAAAUGGUUCGGGUUAAGCGACGAGGUCACCGAGGGGCAGUUUCUGUGGGAGGACGGGACCAGCCUGACAUCGACAGGGUUCACGGACUGGUAUCCAGGCGAGCCGAACGGUGGAAGUCUUGAAAAUUGCGUCCAGUAUUGGAGACGGACUUGGAAUGACAGGAGCUGCACAGACCAGCUUGGGUUCACAUGUGAAGUACGAGCAACAACACCAACUCCGACUCCAACGCCUACCCCAAUAACAGUGCAUGAAAGUUCUGUAAACAUCGCCAGAGGGCGCCCUGCCUGGCAAUCCAGUACACGCUACCAAGAAGGCACACCUGACAAGGCAGUAAAUGGAGACAGAUCAGGAUAUUACGAUCGUGACCAUUCCUGUAGCCACACCGCCGCAGACAACAAUGCCUGGUGGUACGUCGACCUGGGAAGCUCACACAGCAUUGAGAGAGUCGUCAUCUUCAAUCGAGAAGGCUGCUGCUCAUGGAGACUCAACCCUUUCCGAGUCCACGUCGGCAACUCCACGGCGGUCACGUUGAACCCCUCGUGUGGAGGAGACCACAGUGCCCCUAACCUGACGGUCGCAUGCGGCGGCCUGACCGGGCGGUAUGUCGGGGUGCUGCUUCCCGGCAGCAGUCGGGUGUUGACGCUGUGCGAGGUAGAGGUGUACGGAAGUAAAGUUCUGAAAUGGCGCGACGAUUCCCGUUGUGGAGACGGUUACACUGUUGAAGACGGGAGUACCGCUGAGUGCAACCCUGACAGUGAUAGGCCAUGCUGCUCUCCGUACAACUACUGUGGAUACACUACAGAUCACUGUGACUGUGAAGGUUGUGUCGACUACCGUAAGCCAGGAAACAUGGAAGACUGGACGAAGCACGGAUCUAGUUCCUACAAGUUCCUACAAUCUACAUUCGUAAAUUACACCGAGGCCAGAGCCCUAUGCGACGCCGAAGGCGCGAAACUGGCGAUGCCAAAAGACCAAGCAACUCACGACUUUAUAGUGGAGCUUAGAAACCACUUUCACACCAACAUUAAUCUUUGGAUCGGACUGAACGAUAUAGAUGUUGAAGGCGACUUUGUGUGGGAAGACGGUACUCCACUAGGAAACUUGACGCGUUGGUUUCCCAAUCAACCAAAUAACGUCAACAGGCUACAGCACUGCGCCGUCCUCACACCCGAGACUAACCCGUACCCCAACCAGUGGCGGGACGAUAAAUGCAGUAAUACAUGGGGAGUCAUCUGUGAAAAAGGCUGCCCGGAAAACUAUAUUCAGUUCAAAGAUUCGUGUUUCCAAGUGUUCGAAGAGCCCAGGACGUUCUCCGAAGCACGUGCAGCAUGCGCGGCCCAGGGCGGGCUGCUAGCCAUGCCUAAGGACAAUGCAACAAACACUUUCCUGAUGAGUCUGAUGCAACCCAAUCUCACAUGGUUCGGCCUGGAGUAUCAAGAAACCGAGGGGCAAUGGCGAUGGGAGGACGGUAGCGUCUAUGACUUAGAAAAAGAUUUUGGCAACUGGGGGCCAGAAGAGCCAAACAACAUGGGUGGAAAUGAACACUGUGUUCACUUCACAAAACUUUAUUCAUGGAAUGAUCGACGAUGUCAUCAGACCGUUAACUAUAUCUGCCAAAUACAGCUAACUCCACCGGUCCCGGCACCUACUACAGCAGAACUUCCAGAGGACACUGUGUACAACGUGACGACAAACUCGUCGACAUUCCGAUGGGAGUUGGAGUCGGUUCCUGCCAUCUCCUUUGCUGUCGAAGCAAAUGUCAGAUCAGACGUGCGACUAGCCCUGUCUCCGGUCAACAACUCCACAGGCACGAUGUACGAAAUAAUCAUCGGCGGGUGGAACAACCUGCUCACUACCCUUCGGCGGACUGAUUCAGAAGACCAUAUUGCGGUGAAACUCACCCCCGGUAUACUGCCUGAGGGACAGUUCAGAAGGUUCUGGGUGCGGUUUAUCAAAGGGACUGUGAGAGUGGACACAAUCUUCUCCGUUCGGUUUACCGCCGUUGUUGAGAUCCCGUGGAACGAGGGGUAUAGACAUCCUGCUUCAAUGGCCUACCAAGAACUGGUGAAUGAUACGACUCAGGCAGUAUCCAGAAUCUUUGCGGUCGAUGCAGCAUUCCACAGUGUUAUAGUACAUGACAUCAGUCCGGGGUCCGUUGUGGUGAUUUUCAGUGUUCAGUUCAUCGGGGCUCGUCCAAACGAGACUGCUGUGCACGCAAACAUGGCUUCGGCAGUUGCAGACUCCCUUCUAGUCGUGGCAGGCUAUACCGUCAGCGAACUGUGGCCGGGAGGGGAUAUAGACGAAUGCGGCGAUGCUUCGCACAAGUGUUCGCGGGACGAACUGUGCUUCAACACCGAAGGUUCCUACAGAUGUGCCCAGUGUUACCCGGACUUUACCGUACAAGGUGGGGCAGACAUACCUGCCUCUGCCGUAACCAUCUUACGAAGGGUCGGGUUCUUCCUCCGAACCGAGACAAACAUUGACUGUAAUGUUGAAUAUACAGUUUCCUUCGCGUGGACAGUUUGGAGCGUGGAGGGAAGCGAUAUCCAACAGCUCAACACCACAGGAAAGCUGAAGACGUCCGCGCAUGAAAUUGCAAUUCCUAAAAACUUUCUUCCUUUGGGGCUGAACAUGCUGAAGGUCGUGGUUACAGUACUGGAGAAGGAGUCAGGACUUAGACUGAACAGGAGUCUGGAACGGUGGGUGAGGAUCAUCUCCUCUCCGAUAGAGGCACGGAUUGCAGGAGGGUCGGCGAGAAGUGUCAGUUUUGGAUCGGACAUGACGUUGGACGCUGCUGUGUCAUACGAUCCGGACAGUAUCGUCAAGGACUCAAGGUUAUUCAACUUCAGCUGGACCUGCAGAAUCGGACAAGUGUCACCUUGUGACGAGGUGUUUCUCAACGUCAGCACCAAAGCUGCCUACGUCAUCCCAUCCGGGGUAUUCAGACCAAACGACACCAUCAUAUUUACAGUAGAUGUGAGCUUCUCCGGACGGGUUUCCGGGGUGUACGUACAAGCCAUUCAUCUAGGAGUUGAGGACCCCACUAUUUCUCUGAGGUGCAACAGCAACUGCAACAACCGCAUGAACCCGUCAGAGCGGCUGGCCCUGCAGGCUGUGUGUGACAACUGUCUGCAGGGUGAGCAGCUGUACUACAACUGGACCUUACAAAAAGCGCCCUCUGACUACAGACGGUCGAUCUUCAACUGGGAAACGGACACAACCACUGGGAACCUUUUGCCGGAUCUCGUUGUGCAAGCCGAUAUCUUUACAAAACCCGGAGCCUAUGUCUUGAGAGUAGACGUGGUAAGAGCAGAGGGUGUUUCAGGGUUUGCCGAGUACCGGUUUGAACCAAACACUCCGCCCACGGUGGGGACUUGUUCAGCUAGUCCGGAGACCGGUGUCGCGAUGGUUGAUGAGUUUUCCGUACAAUGUACAGGAUUUGCAGACAGCGACCUUCCCAUGACGUUCGCGUUCUUCUACAGCACAGGAGGACAGAGACUGGUAGCCAUCAACUCUACCGCGGGGGAUGAUGAGUUGUCUUUGUUCUACAGUGGACUGGUGCCGUCCACCCCGCCAAUACCUUUCCCGGUCGGUCUUCCAUCACGUGACUUCAACGUCACCAUCGUGGUGAGGGCGACAGAUGUUCUUGGGGCUCAGGCUUCGGUCAGUCUUGUGGUGAAGGUAUUUCCGCUUCCUGUAGAGGAGACAUCAAGUGUCGCCACUCAGCUUACGAUUGGAGCGAACAGCACUCUGGGUAAACUGGUGCAGGGUGGGAAUUUCCAGGCGGCAGUACAGAUCUCCAACAGCGUCAACUCCGUUCUGAAUGUCGAGGCUACAAAUGCUACAGACCAGGACAAACAAAACGCCACGCAGGUCCGCUCUUCUAUCAUCUCUUCCCUGUCAGAGUUCAAGGUACAGAGCGUGUCUUCGGUCAACAUCCUCGCCAAUGCGCUUAGUCAGGCCACGGUGGUACAGGAGGAGGUGUCGACUGAUUCACAGGUGACCGCCGCUGCGAGCUUGGUGGAUCUGGUAGGGAUCAUACAGAAUCAACCUGAAGAGGAGCUGGGGAUUGAAGAAGCGGAGGAAUCGUCCGUCUUUCUAACCUCAGCCCUUGUGAAUGUCAUGAGAGCAUCUUCAUACUCAUCUCAAGAGGCAAAGAGCAGGCUUACUGGCAGGACCAAGACGGAAAGGCUUCAACAGACCCAAGCCGCAACGAGCAACGUAUUCGGAGCCUUGAACACGAUGAAUGACGUCGUCCUCAGCCGCAAGAGGCCGAACGAGAAGCCAACCCUCCUCCAACAGGACAACUUUGAGCUGUCUCUCCGGAAACAGACGUGCGACCAGAUGAGUUCACAAAUCGUCACGACUACAGAAGAAAACGGCGGGUGGUUUCGGACACCAAACGCGUCAAUCCUAUUUGGGGAGAACACGUGUCGAGAUCCGGUUGAUUCAGAGACUUAUCAAACGACCUUGAACCCAUAUGAGUACUCUAGCGACUCUGACAGGAUCCAGUCGUCUGUUGGCGCCCUGAAAUACAAGAACGACAGGGGCGAGCUGGCGGUGUCCAACCUGGAAAGUCCCGUGGAGGUGGUUGUGGAGAGAAAGGGCGCAGUACAAGUACAGACGGAACGGGGCAGAACUGGGCGGGCUGGAACAGGUGCCAUGUCUGUACACAGCUUCAAUGUCACUGACGAGGAAAAUUCCAUCCACGUGAUUGUCACGCCUGAUUUGAACUGGGUUCCGAUCCGCCUGUAUCUUUGGCGCCAAGAUCAGCCAAUCAAAGGACAGUAUGGUUGGAACGUCACGCUACCCCUGUCGUCUGACCAGCUGUACUCGGUCCGGUGGUUGGACGGUGAAGACAUUACUGCUGACCCUUACAGUUGGUUCUGGACUCCGGAGGAUCUGGCAACAGGAGAAGGGCAAAGAUAUUACUUGGGUGUGGAACACGUUCCGUUUAACCAAAGCGGUUUUGACCUGUCCGAUCUCCGGGAACUGGAGAACGGGACAUCAGAGGUGGAGUUUAGCUACAACGACGAGAACUUCACCCUUCCCUACACAGUAACAAUCCUGUCCACCAGGUGUCUGUUCUUCGAUGAUCAAAGCCACAGGUGGAAGUCAGACGGAUGUAGGAGUGGACCACUGACGAACGCCAACAUCACACACUGUUUCUGCGACCAUCUGACAGCGUUUGGGUCGGAUUUCCAGUUCUUUGUGGCUCCCAACUCCCUCAACAUCCUCAAAGCGCUGCAAGGAUUCAACAACAUCAGCGAAAACCCUGCUGUUGUGAUAACCAUCAGUGUCAUAGUUGGGAUCUAUCUUCUGAUGGUUCUAUGGGCAAGGUGGAAGGACAGGAAGGAUGUAGAAAAGGUUGGAGCGACCGUCCUGGGCAGUUCUCCAGGCGGGGGCUGCAGUGUGUAUCGGGUUGUUGUGUUCACCGGUGCCAGGUCAAAUGCAGGGACCACCGCUAAGGUGUCAGUCAUGUUCUACGGCGAUACCGGCGAGUCCGGCCCGCAUGACCUGGAUGACCCCAGACGGAUGACGUUUUGUACGGGAGGAGUGGACUCCUUCCUCGUGACCAGCUCGGGCGGCAUGGGGCCCCUCAACUACAUCCACAUCUGGCACGACAACUCUGGGGACGACCCAUCCUGGUUCCUGAGCAAAAUUAUUGUCACAGACGUCAACACAGACCGCAAGUACUACUUCCUAUGUGACAAGUGGUUUGCUGUUGAAGAAGGAGAUGGGAAGGUUGAGCGCAUAUUUCCAGUCGCAUCAGACAAGGAGCUGAAACGUUUCAAAACCAUCUUCUCGUCCAAGACCGGGGCAGGAUUCCGUGAUGAUCAUCUUUGGUUCUCUGUGCUCGGCAGACCUGCAUACAGCACGUUCAGCCGCGUGCAGCGUGUAUCCUGUUGCCUAUCGCUGUUGCUAUGCACCAUGCUGGCCAACAUCAUGUUCUUUGGCACGGGGGACUCUUUCCAGAAGCCUCCUGCUGUGAACAUCUUCGGCUUUGACGUUCAACUCCCCAUCUCCUGGGGAGAGAUCAUGAUAGCCAUCGAGAGCGCACUGUUGGUGUUUCCUAUCAACCUGGCCAUCGUGCAGAUAUUCCGCCACUGUGGCCCCAGACCAGCCCAACUGAAGAAAACUGACCAAGACCACGGAAAGAAAGCUGGCAGAGAAUCAUCGGAACAUUCAGAAGGCAAGAGGAGCUGUAUCAACUCGUCUCCCGCCACCGUCAUUACGGAGUUCACCGACGAUGAUCGAGAGCUCAUACGAGAAAUAUUAUCAUCCUGCAGGACACCAUCUCAAUUAACGAACAUCAAAACUUCCAUAGCAAAGAGUCGGGCGUCCAAAUCAAGCAAAACUACACGGCGGCUCCCUUCGGGUGAUGGUAAGCAACUUCCUCCCCUAUCAGGAUCGUAUGACGUCAAGCGAGCAGAAUCAGUUAAGAAAAAGAAGACGAAGAAAGCGUUCCUUCUCCCAUGGUGGUGUGUAUACAUAGGCUGGUUCUUGGUCUUCUCCUCGUGCUUCGUGUCGGCGUUCUUCACCAUCCUGUACGGGUUCGAGUACGGCAGACAGAAGGCUGAGGCCUGGCUCUUUACUUUCCUUACCUCCUUUUUCUUCGACCUCGUCGUCACGCAACCCAUCAAAAUCCUGCUGAUCGGAAUAGUCUUUGCUCUCAUCAUUAAGAAAAUAGAUACAUCCGGGGAAGAAGUAGCACCGACCCCCAUUCAGGAAGACGAGGAAUAUCUGGUGCAGGAAGCAAAGGAAUUAGGAAGUGCAACAAGCAUGAAACCACGAGCCACGGGGCCACCAGAUGACCAGGAACUGCUGAAGGCUCGUCAACAACGUUUCCUGGAACUUAGCUUGCGUUCGGCGCUGCUCGAGCUCUCAUUCUUCACCAUUUACGUCUUCAUCCUUAUUUUGGUUGCCAAUGGAAACAAGGACUUCUACAUGUACCACAUGACCACCAAUGCUGAAAAUGUGUUCACUGGUCCUUUCAGUAAGAUCACAAAUCGUGAAAAAUUCUGGAGCUUCAUGAGAAGCACACUCGUGUCUGAGCUGUAUUCAUCAGAGUGGUAUAACGGAAAGGCCAUAGACUCCGACAAGCUGGGCUUUCUUUCGGACUACAACUCCUACAUCGUCGGUCCCGCCAGACUUAGGCAGCUGCGUGUCAAACGAAGCGGCACCUGUCAGAUUCCGGGUGCCAUGACUAGGGUGUCACCCACGUGCCACGGUGAAUACAGCUGGUGGAACAAUGACGACGGACACUACACACUAGGAUGGAAGGAGUGGACCGCGUCAUCAAACGGCAGCGUGAACGUCGCCAAUGUGUCUUCUGAGCUGAGGCCUUGGGUGUAUCAGUCGACAAGCCUUACAACUGCAACGCCACAUUAUGGUUUACACGGAAUGUACUAUGGCGGAGGUUACAUCCUGGAACUUCAGUCGAACAAUUCUAAUGCCAACCUACAAAUGGUCGAUGGUCUGGAGAGAGGACAAUGGAUAGACUCUGCCACUCGGGCCAUAUUUGUCGAACUCAUCGUCUACAACCCGAACGCCAACCUGUUCUCUGUGGUCAGCCUUCUGGCGGAAUUCUCUAGUCUGGGGAAAGUUUACACGCACCACGAGAUAGCAACAGUUCGACUUUACUUGUACCAGACCACGUGGAGCUACGCUGUUCUCGCCUUCCAGAUUAUGUUCGUCUUCGUCACUUUUGUGUUUGCCUACAGAGAAGUGAACAGAAUCCUGCUGAUGGGGACGGAUUACUUCCGUCUGUUUUGGAAUCUGGUGGAGCUUUGCGUGUGCCUGCUGUCUUUGGCGCAGAUUGGACUUCAACUGUACACCACGUACAUUAUCCUGGACUUCACCAAUAAGGCUGGAAGGACCAAUGACAGAUCUUACAGUAAAUACAAACAAGCCGCUAGCUGGGACCAGCUGAAUACCUACGUGCAAGCCUGGCUCGUCUGUGCGGCCACCCUGAAAUUGAUGCACCUUUGUCGCUUCAACAAACACGUAGAAAGAAGCGCCAUUACUUUAACCAGAUCCACCAAACCCUUGCUGAACUACAUGGUGAUCUUCGUCAUUACCGUAUCGGCAUUUUGCAUGCUGACGUACCUUGUACUUGGUGCUUCGCUUGAAGGAUACAGCCCGUACAUAACCAAUGUGGAAACGAUGCUCGGGGUGAUGCUUGGAGGCUUCGACUUCAAUGCACUAUCGGACGCUCACCAUUUCCUCGGACCUGCCAUUUUCUUUGGGUACCUGAUGUUUGUCAACUUCCUCCUGCUGAUGAUGUUUUGUGCCAUUCUGGACGUGGCGUAUCACGAAGUCAUAGAGGGUGAAAGCGAAGAUGAAAAAUCAAAGAAUCAGAAGAUUACAGAGCUAGGAAUGGCAAUAGCAGGUGAUGCUUACCAAAGAACAAAAGAUAUGAUAGAAAAAUCCCUGGGCUGGCAGACACACGUGCUUGAGGAGAUAGAAGCUGAAGAGCGUGAUGAUGAUGAUGAGCUGGGGAUGCUGGAUGAGAACAGUAACAGUGUGGAACAGGAGGAGGAUGGGGGAGGGGGGCAGGCUGCAGUAACAGCAGGAACUGAGACAGGGGCAACAGCAGGGGCUAUGGCUGGGGAACAUGGUCAAACAGGUGCUGUCAUGCUGUACGGUGUGGAUGACCUUGAGCGGCAGCUGACCCUGCAGCUGCGCAGGUUCCACCAGGAGCAGCAGGUGCAGCAGAGACAGCUGCAGGAACAGCUGCAGCGCAGGCGGCAGGAGGAGGAAUGCUGGCAGCUGGAACAGGAGCAGCGCAGCAGACAGAGAGACGCAGAGUUCCACAGGCAGCAGGAGCAGCUGGAGAAACAGAAGCUGGAGGGGCAGGCUAAGCUUGAUGCUCAGCUGCAAGAGGAGGAGAGGAGGAAAGAGGAGUUGCUACGGCAACAGGAACAGCAGAUACAGCAGCUGUCUCAACAAACAGCUGAGGAAAAGGCUGCCUUCUAUAAAGAACAGGAACAGGAAAAGCAAAGGUUGGAGACCCAGAGGCAGAACGCUGCAGCAAGAAUACAAGCUGCAUUCAAGAGCUACAAAGUGAGAAAAAUCCAUGGUCCAGUUUUGAAUGAAAAAAGAGAAAACAGGAAAAAGUCUUGGGCUUUGAACAGGCAGCUGGAGAUAGAGAAACACAAAAAGGAUGAAGAGCUAAAACAAAGACUGGCUGAAAAAGAAAGAAAAAGGAAGGAAGAUGAGCAGAGGCAAGAAGAGGAGAGGAAACAGAAGGAGGAGGAAGACAGAAGGAAAAAGGAACUGGAAGAGAAAGCAAAAAUAGAGGAGGAAAGGAAAAGAAAGGAAGAAGAAAAGAGAAGGCUGGUGGAGGAAGAGAAAAAGAAACAAGAGGAAGAAGAGAGAAGAAAAAGGGAGGAAGAAGAAAGAAAAAGGGAGGAGGAGAGAAAGAGAAAAGAUGAGGAAGAAAGGAAAAAGGAAGAGGAGAGAAAAAGAAAAGAGGAAGAAAGGAAAAAGCAGAAGGAAGAAAAAAGGAAAUUGGAAGAGAAGAGAAGUGAAGAGGAAAGACAGAGACUAGAAGAGGAAAGAAAACAAAAAGAGGAAGCCCAGAGGAAAGAAAAAGAACGACUAUGCAGAAUACAAGACGAGGAAGAGAGAAGAAAAUUAGAAGAGCAAGAAAAGAAUAGGAGAGAGGAAGAACAAAAGAAAAUGGAGGAAGCGGCAAGGAUCAAACAGGAAGCUGAAGAGAGAGUCAAGACUAGAGAGAGUGAAGAUGUAAAAACUAAUACUCCUGAACAGGCACAUAAUAACUCUUUGGGCACACAGAAAAAUUCCACAGACAAUUCUCCUACAGAAGGAAGUGUACUUACACCACAGGAUAUGACAGCCAUUGCUGACGACAUUGAUAGAAGACGUCUACAGUGGAUGGAGUCAUGUCGGCCGUGGAGUCAGCUGGCUGCAGAGUUGAAGCGCAGGAAGCCCAAGAAGGGUAGGAGGGGGGCCACCAAACCUGCUGCCUCUGCCAAGAACCUGCCAGAGCUGACUGAUGAACAGUUACUGAAAGCAUCAAAACCAGGAACACUACUGGACAAGGUUGAGGAGGUGAAUAUUGAGGGACUGACAGGAUGUAGUCUAUCCAGACUGUCAGAGUGUCCAGGUCUCCUCUCUAUCUCUGUAAACCAGUGUGAUGCUCAGGUGUUGUAUGGUGUCCAGAGGUUCACCAGACUACAGCACAUUGACGUGAAGCAGAACCGGUUGAGUGUACUGGUUUGUUCCGGUUGCGCCAGCCUGAACUGCCUCCUGGCAGCACACAAUCAGCUGUCCUCCAUAAACGGGCUGGAUGGGUGCAACAACCUACAGGUCCUUGACCUCAGCCACAACAAGAUCACCAGAAUAGGUGGCCUGGACAGCUGUGUGCACCUGCAGCACCUGGAUCUGUCUCACAACCAGCUGAUCGGCCUGCGGGGGCUGCAGCUGGUCCCCACCCUGCUGCACCUGGAUGUCUCCCACAACCACCUGCCAGCUGCGGAGCACCUGCAGGACUGCGCGCUGCUGCAGCACCUGAAUCUGGCCAGCAACACACUGACUAAGCCCCCAAGUCUGAACAACCACGUCCUGCUGCGUAGCCUGGUGCUGGAUGACAACAGCAUCUCCAGCCUGGAUGUGCUGUCCACGGCCUGGCUGCCUCUGCUGUCCCUGCUGUCAGUCAAACAGAACAGUCUGACCCAAGUGAGCUCCUUGUGCCACCUGAUACUGCUGGAGCACCUGGAUGUCAGCUACAACCAGCUGGAGGAUGUGGCAGGUGUAGCAGGUGGUGUGUCUGCCUGUGUCCGCUUACACACGCUAAAUGUUGCAGGAAAUCCACUGACCGAGGACAAAAGUUACAGGUCUGACUUAGUGGCAGCUGUACCCAGCCUGUGCCAGCUGGACGGAGAAGAGGUUCAGCAGGAAAGUAGUAUAGCAAGUGACACGGAACUCCCAUUUGUGAGGAUGUGCCUCGCCCAACGGACACAGCAGGACAACAUGAUGCACAGGCAUGAGGCAGAACUCAAGGAUGCUAAACAAUCAGGCGAGGUGAAACGAUGUCUGGCUGUACAGCACGUACAUCAAGAGGAGUGUUACCAGUUAGCCGUGGACCACAGAUACGCUCACGAGUAUGGAGAAAUGGAUUCUUCCGAGCCAGCUGUCUCAGAGAAAAAAGACACAGGAGGAAAGUUUUCUGAUCAAAGGUCAAGUUCAGAACUCAGAACCGAGUCGACAAAGGAGGAGGAAGUACGGUUAGAUAAAGUUGCACCAACAUCAAAUGUGGGCACUGAUACUUCAUCAGUUCCUAGAACUGCAGCAAAAGAUGAUACUCAGGAGGUUUCAAGAAAAGCUGUCAGUCCUUCAGAUGGAAGAUCAUCUCCAGGAGUCAGUUCCUUACAGCAGGGCUACUCAGUGGUUUCAAAAAGUGUUGCAGCUACCAGGAUCCAGUCUGUAUGGAGAGGUUAUAGUGUGAGGCGGGACAUCAGACAACACACUCAGGACUGGCUGGCUGCUAACACCAUACAGGAGGCUGCUACUAAAAUACAGGCUGUGUGGAGAGGACACAGGCUGCGACUGCGGCUGAAGCGAGCGCUGCAGGCCGCCAGGUGGGAGGAGGAGGAGGAGGGUGAUGAUGAUGAUGAUGAGUUUGGAGAGGUGGACCUGUCCUCGUUUGACCUCCAGGCAGCUGAGCUGGACCAGGCCUGGGCACCUCCACAGACACCCACCCUGCCUACAAGGCACGCUGUUCUUGGUUCAGUGUCGUCCAAACAGGACAGAGCACAGGCCAUGUGGGACACCCGUCAGGCAUGGCAGGCAGCCCCCACCCCUCCCCCUCCCAGCCCCAAACACCCCCUCCCCCCUGUCAAACCCCCCAGCAGGGCAAGCAGUGCCUCCUCCCAACACCAACCUACCCCUCCAACUAGCAGACUUGGCAGUGUAGUCAGUACAAAGAGUGAACAGCUGACAGAAGAGUGGGGGUUCAAGUCUGGUACCACAGCGGAGCUCAUGAUGAAGAGAGCUCGCAGGAUGAAGGCUCGCAAGAAGAAAACUUUGGACCCCCAUCAGAGGUUGGCCUUACAGCGUAAGCUUGCAGAGAAGGAGGCUCCGCCCACUGUCCGAGCCCCGCCCAGGAAACAGACCAACCGAGUCGACUACUUCAGAGCUAAGGAAGCCAUGCACCAGUUCCUAGAGUCAGCAGAGGCAGAGCUUGAGUGUGUACAGGAGGAACAGAGACAGAAGAUGACUUACACCUGGGUCCACUCACAGGUGGGGCACCUGGACAGCUCACCCGAACACGACAGGUUGAUGAGAAGAACAGGCAGCACAGGCACCCUGCCUCGUCUGGACCCAGAGAUCAUCGCAACUGGGAGGGUACAACUGGUGAGGACUCCUCCUACUACACAAAUGGAUGGACUGGAGCUGGAGUCUGUGGAUGGAACAUCUGCAUCUGACCUACAGUCACACAGGGAGAGGAGACAUUCUAUAGAGGGGGACAGUCCCAGAGAGACAGUGUUUGAACCGAGCCCACCCAAGACAAAUUCAGCGCCGUCACAGAAGUUACGGGAGCGGUUGUCACGUCACAGCGGUGGGGACAGGAAUGCAGGCUGGGGCCCAGGCAGACGGAAAAUACAACUCUUCAAAAUGUAGUUCAGCAAUACAUGUACAUGAGCCCUGACAUGUGAUACAUGUACAUAGUAUCACAAUGUCA
Messenger RNA from Branchiostoma belcheri (Belcher's lancelet), 14976 nucleotides. RefSeq lists its product as uncharacterized. Gene Ontology annotation, cellular component: membrane. Bases 30 to 14915 code for a protein of 4961 amino acids. The transcript is spliced from 74 exons. Lineage: Eukaryota; Metazoa; Chordata; Leptocardii; Amphioxiformes; Branchiostomatidae. Gene Ontology annotation, biological process: detection of mechanical stimulus. The record is from RefSeq and is a predicted model, not a curated record. Gene Ontology annotation, molecular function: protein binding; calcium channel activity; calcium ion binding.